Messenger RNA from Strongylocentrotus purpuratus (purple sea urchin), 4219 nucleotides. RefSeq names its product UDP-glucuronic acid decarboxylase 1 (gene uxs1). Gene Ontology annotation, cellular component: cytoplasm. Gene Ontology annotation, biological process: D-xylose metabolic process. The record is from RefSeq and is a predicted model, not a curated record. Lineage: Eukaryota; Metazoa; Echinodermata; Echinoidea; Camarodonta; Strongylocentrotidae. Gene Ontology annotation, molecular function: NAD+ binding; UDP-glucuronate decarboxylase activity.
UGUAGAAUUGAUUCAGUAAUAGGUUGCUUCUAAAAGAUGGAGGUAAAAGGAUAUCUAAAAUGGACUUUGAACGACACGAUUGUUUGCUGAAUUGAUUAGAUGACGUAUGACCGGUUAUCCCUGUUUGCCGUUCCUUAGGUGAGCUACAAAGCCCCUUGGCAUGCCCGGCACCACCGCUCCUGACGACUCACGGGGGUCUGGCAGCUCAACACGUCACUCGCAUGGGACUAGGCCGCAUAGUUCACACGAUCAGUUGGGCACUUCCAAAUCAGGCAAAGGCCUUUCUGAAUCGCCUCCAUAUUCACACGGCGGCAAGACAAGGACUAAUUUGUGGUUUAGAAGAAGACCAAUAAUGAACUGGGCAUCAGUCAUGACUAUUUGGAAACGUUUUAGGGUGAUCUUUGUGAUUGUCGGUCUGCUGUGCAUCAUUCUCGGUGUCUGGGGUCAAGGUCAUAGAGAAGAGAACGAAGCAUUAUUUAAACUUGGUGCAGCUGAUAUGGAUGUGGAAAGUGCAGUUAGAAAGGCUAUUCAGCCGUUUGAACAAAGACUAGAUGCCAUAGAAAAACAAACAAUAAGAAAAUAUCCAGAAGUUGCCUAUCUACCAGAGAGUACAAGAAUGAGAAUUUUAAUUACGGGUGGAGCUGGUUUCGUUGGCUCUCAUCUGGCUGACCGUCUGAUGCUUCAAGGUCAUGAGAUCACGGUGGUGGAUAACUUCUUCACAGGUCGGAAAAGAAAUAUUGCAUGGAUUGGCCAUCCUAACUUUGAGCUGAUCAACCAUGAUGUGGUCAAUUCUCUCAUGAUUGAAGUCGAUCAAGUGUACCACUUGGCCUGCCCUGCCUCCCCACCACACUACAUGUAUAACCCUAUCAAGACAAUCAAAACCAGCUCCUUAGGAACGCUCAACAUGCUGGGCCUAGCCAAGAGGGUUCGAGCAAGGCUCUUACUGGCAUCAACAUCAGAAGUCUAUGGAGAUCCAGAGGAGCACCCCCAGAAGGAGGAGUACUGGGGUCAUGUGAACCCCAUCGGUCCUAGGGCGUGCUAUGAUGAGGGCAAGAGGGUCGCUGAAACCAUGUGCUACGCAUACGAAAAACAGGAUAAAGUUGAAGUCCGAGUUGCCAGGAUUUUCAACACCUUUGGACCUCGCAUGCACAUGAACGACGGGCGGGUUGUGAGUAACUUCAUUCUACAAGCUCUCCAAAAUGAACCAAUCACGAUAUUUGGAAAAGGACUACAAACGCGCUCCUUCCAAUACGUCAGUGAUCUUGUGACUGGUCUUAUUUCGCUCAUGAAUAGCAAUGUUUCAUCACCAGUAAAUAUAGGCAAUCCUGAGGAGCAUACAAUUCUUGAGUUUGCUGAAAUAAUAAAAAAGAAAAUAGGAGGAGGUAGUGUAAUCUCACAUGUCCAAGCUGCUGAAGAUGAUCCUCAAAAGAGAAAACCUGAUAUUACCAAGGCGAGGACAUUAUUAAACUGGGAACCAAAGAUUCUGCUGGAUGAUGGACUGGAGAAGACAAUACAGUACUUCAGGAAUGAGCUGAAUGCCACUAAGGGAACGUUCCAUCCUAAUGCACACAUACCAAUACCAGGAAGCGAGUAAAUGCGUUAUCACCAAGACGUAAUGAACAUCUGGAAGGCCCUCUCCUACACCUUUCCUGUUGCUCUGUCAGAUUAACCUCUCAAAAUUACUUAACAAAGAGAAAGCAUGUGCUUUGAAAUCGGUUAACCCACAGGGUAGACAUAUGUAGUGAUAUCCCUUGGUUCCAUUAAGGUAACAAGCCUGUGGCUCAUAACCAUGGACCUACUUUGUACAUAGCAUCUCUGGAAUGCUUUUUCAACUGUGGCAGACCUAUUCUCUGAAUCUAUUUAAAGGACUCCAUUUUGGAUGUUGGUUUCCAUUUAAUCCAAGUAUGUUAAACCUCAGUCAUAGUAACAAGACCAACACCAGACUGACUACCAGCUGAGCAAAAAGUUAUAUCAUCAUUGAUGGUUCAGAAUUGGUCCGUCUGGCGUCAGGUUUGGAUGGGGAUGGCGGUAUGAUUGAGGUAUUUUGCGGCAUCAGUUUACUCAAGUACAGAAUAUGAAACAAACAGGGACUGUAGGUAUAUUUCUUUCAUUCAUAAUCUAAAUGCAUUAGAAGAGGAGGGCGGGGUUAGUCAUAACAACAGUGAUGACCUAAAAAUAUUAUGAGUCGCUUUGCUAUACUAUUAAACCGCUUGUAAAAUGUUAGAUUUAUUUUUGAAAUAUCUAGUUGAUGAUUAAUGUAAGAACUUGUAUAUUCUUUAUAAUUCAGAUAAACUCUUUAAUGGAUUUUCUUAUAAAAAAACUUGCUUGUGAAUUUUUAAAUUUACGUUGAACUCUAUUUAUUCAGCCACAUUAGGUGGUAUGUACUUACCAUUUCAACAACUUUAUUUUUAAAUAUCAAGCUGAUAAUUAAUGUAAGAACUUGUAUCAUUUAACCGUAGUAUUUCUAUGUUCAGUGCCAAGUGUGCAUGAGUGCCCUUUUUAGUAUCAUGUCCCAGUGCAUUUUGCUGACUUGGCUACAUGCCAAGUCAUCUUGGGAUUACUAGUCAAGUGCAAUCAAGUUGACACAAAAAAGAAUAAAAAAUUGAAAUCAUCAGGGUUGAUAGAGUUGGGGUUGUUUCACAAAGACUAAGAUGGACUGAAGUUGGACCUGAACUAUGGCAUGUCAUUCAUGCCACUGGUUAGUCUCACCAUUGGUCUCUCAAUUAUGAUCUUUAGAUUUUCCUCCAAUAAUGAACUAUCAAAAAAUGUAAAUGCUGUCAAUUUGUGACCAUGAUUGGUACAUCCCUUGAGAAAACAAUGCCAGGAUGUUUAGAGGAACUAGUAGCAUGAAUGGCCUGCCAUAGUUCAUGUACAACUUAAGUGGUACUCUUAUCUGAACAAUGUUACCAAGUCCCUUUAACACUCUACUGGUUAUGAGUACCGUAUAUGUAAAGGCUUGUUCAAACAUGAUGUAUGUAGCAAAACUGUGGUGUUUUUUCAUGAUGUUAUUAGAGCGUAUUGCGCUUCACUUUCUGUAUCUCACAGCACAGAGCUCAGUGAAUAUAUGCGCAAGUCCUUUGUUGCGGGCAGUUACCACUCAUUUUACAUGUGGAAAAAAACAGUGGCUUUUUUUUGGUGAUGGUUUACCGCGCCAUAUCUGUAGCAGCUUUUGAAUAGUAGGGCAACAUUUAAUGUAAUGAAAUGAAGAAGAUUACUGGACACCUUUUUAGAUAUUUUGAAGAGGACGAGUAUCUUUCUUGGUAUAACCUCGUGAAGGAUGUUUGUGUACCCACCCUCCUCCAAUAAACACACACACAGACAAACCUAUUUGCAUGCUUAUUUUAUUGAAAUGAUGUGCCGACUUAUUUAUUUUUUAUUGAAAUCUCAAACUUCUUUUGUUAAAAUAUCUCUUAUAAAGGGAUAGAUGAUAUUUUGUGUAUUUCUAAUUUUAGUUACUAGCCAGUUGGCUAAAAAAUAGUUUCUCAUCUAUUGUUACUUUUGUAUUAUGUAUAUGUGAAAAGGAUGUACUCAGAAAUUGUCUUAAGUGAUGUGAAAAAAAUGGAAUCUGAAAUGAUCGACGUUUUGAAAUAAUGUGCCACAUCCCCAUUCUUUCAAGCAAAAAUAUCUAUUUUUAGUUCCCUUAAUUUGUAGUUAUUUAUGGUUAUUUUUUUUAUUUUGCAUUUUUUUGUAUAUUCUAUGAUUCUGCCUUAUUUGCAAGGAAAUUUCAAUUUAUCUUCAUUUUUGUGUGGAGGAUUUAAUAUUCAAAUGUACAUGGUUUUCAUCAUCAGUAAAGCAGCUACAAUUACAUGUGUAGUUAAUAUAUAAAAGUAUCAUUUUUUUUUCAGUCACUUUAUUCUCAAAGAAGAAAAACGUUGGGAGGGUCGGGGAAGGCUUCAUCUAUGAAGAUCAUUUGUACUCCUUUCCAACGAGACAUAAAGCAAGAUGGAGGUAUGGGGAUUGGGACUUAUUCCACAAAAUUCAAUCUUCAAUUGCAUCGGAUUGGUUUGUGGUGCCUUACAACAGGGAAUGUUUGCUUUUUUAUUCUCACUAGCAUGGUGUGUUGCACUAGAAAUAAUGUGGUUACAUUUUUACUUUUCACAUCAUUGAUGCAUUCUUUGUUUUUAAUUGUUAAAAAUGUAAUACAUGAAUUGCUGAAUCUUGAUUGUACAAAAUUUGAUAAAUGAAGAAAGAUCCUGAAAUUAAAAAAAGAAGAAAAUUA